Vittaforma corneae ATCC 50505 is the source of this 1389-nucleotide messenger RNA. RefSeq lists its product as uncharacterized. The record is from RefSeq and is a predicted model, not a curated record. Lineage: Eukaryota; Fungi; Microsporidia; Nosematidae. Bases 1 to 1389 code for a protein of 462 amino acids. The transcript has a single exon.
AUGCCGAAAAUAAACACGGCAAUGGAUUAUGAAUUACAUGACAUGAUGGAAUUUCGUUCGAUUUUUAUCAACUACCAAUUCAUAAAAACCAUAAAAAUUAUUGAGAAGAUGAAGGUUUUCCAGGGAUUUGACAUUAAAACCAACGAGGACGUUUUGAUUAAAAUAAUAAAGCUGGAGAAUGUCGGGCAGUUCAACUGCCUCAAUAACAGAACAUCCUUUGAUUCUGUCUGUGAUCUUUAUAAAAUCUUGUCUAUUUUGAAUGUAAAGUCACUGCCCAAAGUUUUAAUAAACAAGAAAAUUCAGAACUAUCAAGUAAUUGUUCAGACGGCAGCAAAUGGGAUGUUUUUGGAAAGAUACAUAGAAACAAGCACCGAUAUCAACUGCACAGAUGCUCUAAAAAUCAUUGCUCAGCUUUUAGUGCUUCUAAACUACCUCUCCACAAUGAAGAUUAGAGUUUCGGAAUUUUCAAUAAAGAGCAUUGUGAUGGACGAAGGCAAUAAUGUGAAAAUAUACGAGAUCGACUGGAUGUAUUUUGAUGAUAGCAUUGACAGCCAAUAUGAAAACAGACAUGUCAGAAAUUUGCUAAAAAUACUUAGAUACAUUUUAAUGAAAAGCGAUAAAAAUGCUACGCAAGCAAAUGCACAUAUUACAAAUAUUAAAAUGGCACAGAGUAAAAACCAUGGCCGGAAGUCCAGUAGAUUGUCAAAACAAGCAGAACUCGAUGCAUAUAGAAAAAUACAGUUGCUACAGACAAUGAUGUACAAUUCAACCGAUAUCUUGACCUUUAGCCAUCUAAACAACAUUUUAAACAUAAGCGAAAGCCCGGUCUUUAGGAAUCUGUUCAUCUUAGAUUCUCUUGUCGUUUCUGAAAUUCAUAAGCUGGGAUUUUCCGAUUUUGAUGGCACAUUGGCAAAUUCUGCAGCCAGUAAGCACUUUUACUUGUACAGACUUGUUGAAGAUAACGUUGUAAGGUCUGAAAUUAGAGGACAUUGCAAGACAUUCCAUCAUCUCAUGGAUCAUUUGAACAAGGCAAUAUCCGAGAAGGGAAUAUUAAACAUUAACCGAAUGGAAGAUUCAAUAUUCAGAGUAUUAUCUGAGCAGGAAGAAGAGAAGUUUACAUUAAUUAGGAAUAGAAUGCUGGUUCUUUAUGAAGGCCUUUCGUACUAUUCAUCAUUUUACAAAUGCAUGAGCUGUGCGGGAUCUAACGACUUGGCAUUUAUUGAGAUACCAAUUUUUAAUUACGAAAGAUGGUUUGAUAUACUGAAAACCCUGAAAAUGGCAAAGAUUCCUGCGUGGAGAAACGAUGAUAAAAUAAAGAUAAGAGAUGAGAGUGUUGGGCUGUCUAUUGUUGUGAAACUGAAGAAAAAGACGUAUAACAGUGCGUUUUAA